Molecule: messenger RNA, 2134 nt
Organism: Lactuca sativa (garden lettuce)
Lineage: Eukaryota; Viridiplantae; Streptophyta; Magnoliopsida; Asterales; Asteraceae
Product: trihelix transcription factor PTL
Source: RefSeq, a predicted model, not a curated record
UCUCUGGUCUCUACUUCUUGCAUUUUGCAAAGAAAACAAGAAAACACUCGUAUAUUCUUCAAAUCACACUGAGAUGGGUCCAAUAUUGUUGUACUCUACAUAAAUUUAGAGCUUUUUCAUGUGAAGACACGAUCCGGAUCUGCCGCGCCUUCUCCUUUCACAAUUGCCUUCUACCUUUCCCUCAGACACACACACUCUCUCUCAUCCUCUCAAUAGAGAGAGAGAGAGAGAGAGAGAGAGAGAGAGAGAGAGAGAGAGAGAGAAAGAGGGUGGGAGCCUUAUCUUAUACAAUUUUUUUCAGAACGAAAAGACCUAAGGAAAUGGAGGAACAGUACGGGAUAACGGAUCUGACUCACUACAUGAACGGAAGAGUCUUCACCGCCGUCCCUCAGCCACCAUCUCAGCCUCAGCAGCCUCCUCAUGAUCUUCACUAUGAUAUGGUGAUGAUGGGUGGUGGUGGGGGUGGUGGUGGGAUGAUGUUUCGAUCAGAUUCCACCACCGGUACAGGCUCAACCACUGCUAGUCUUAGCGCUGGUGGUGGUGGUUUAGAGAUGGAAAUUGGCGGCGGUUUAGAGAUGGAAAUUGGUGGUGGUAGUGGUGGUGGAAAUGGUAGGUGGCCAAGGCAAGAAACUCUAACACUUCUGGAAGUCAGAUCAAGGCUUGAUUCUAAGUUCAAAGAAGCUAAUCAGAAAGGUCCUUUGUGGGAUGAAGUUUCAAGGAUAAUGUCCGACGAACAUGGGUAUCAACGAAGUGGGAAAAAAUGCAGAGAGAAGUUUGAGAACUUGUACAAGUAUUACAAGAAGACUAAAGAAGGCAAAGCUGGAAGACAAGAUGGGAAACAUUACAGGUUUUUUCGACAACUAGAAGCUCUUUAUGGCGAAACCACCAUUAGUAUUAGUCCUAAUCUGAAUCCUAACCCUAACCCGACAUCCUUUUCGGAUCCUCAUAACUUUAAUGUCGAAACGAGUGCUUUUCAAGGUCAUCAACACCCAAAUAAUAGUAGUUUUCAAGAACCCUUUCAAACCGAUCAUUCCAGGUUGUGUGACGAUAGUCCUAGCCUCUCUAACAAUUCUUCUGCUUUCGACACUUCUUCAUCGGGCUACAGCAAUCCAAACACAGCCAUGCCUUCGUUCAUGGAAAACAAGGAUUAUGGAGAUAGGGCAACUAACAAGAAAAGGCUUGGAAAAAGGAGUUGGAAGACAAAGAUCAAGGACUUCAUUGAUUCCCAAAUGAGGAAAAUCAUGGAGAAACAAGAGGAAUGGAUGGAGAAGAUGAUGAAGUCUAUUGAACAGAAGGAAGAAGAAAGGGUUUUACGAGAGGAACAAUGGAGGAAAGAAGAAGCUGCUAGGUUCGAAAAAGAGCACAAGUUUUGGGCCAACGAACGAGCAUGGAUGGAGUCCCGAGAUCAUGCUUUAAUGGAGGCUUUACACAAGUUAACCGAUAAAGAAUCAUGUCAUAAGUCUUCUCCCGAUGAACAAAACCUACAAGAUCAUCACCAUGGGAAGAUUGAAACCGCUGUAAACCUCUCGAGUUGGGAUGAAAAUGAGAUCACAAGGUUAAUACAGCUACGAACAAGUAUGGAAAGUAGGUUCGAACAAGGUGCGUAUAUGCAAGAGCUUCUUUGGGAGGAAAUCGCAACAAAAAUGGCGUGUUUGGGUUACAGCAGGAAUGGCGUAACAUGCAAGACGAAGUGGGAUAGCAUAAAUGACUUCUUAAUGAGAACCAAAAAGAGAAAAGAGAAUACAAGAAGUUCCAACUCGUAUAGUCAUCAUAAUAACGAAUCUCUUUCUCACACCAUUCAUCAUCAGGUCGGAAGCUAUCGUCACAACAAUGAACGACUGGUUGCAUCCAACGAUCAACCGAAUGAUGGUAAUUACAGGUUUGUGAUGGGUGAUCCUGAGAAUAUCUGGGAUGGAUAUGGCAUGAAGGUCAACAAGGGUGAAGAUCAUUAGGCUAUCAUUAUUAAGGGUGUGGUAGGUAGCUAGCAGUUUGUUCGCUUUAGGGAAGAUAUGGUUGACUAUUUAGUCGGUGGGAAUGAAGUUGAUAUUUAACAAGUCUUGUAUGGAAAUGGGAAGUGUGAAUAAAGUGACAUUUAGUUUCUUCUUUAUUAUAAAUGAGAUUAUUAAUUAAUAUA